AUGGAUGAAGAUCAAAAAAUUGGAAAAAGCUCUGCAAAAAUGAUCAAAAUAGAUGAGAUCAAGUCCACGGCACGUAAGCAGAGAGUUGCUGCUCACAGUCACGUUAAGGGAUUGGGUUUAGAUCCUGAAACAUUUUUGCCAAAGGACAGCGCGGCUGGGUUUAUUGGUCAGAAAGAUGCUCGGGAAGCUGCAGGUAUUGUAGUCGAUUUGGUAAGGGCGAAAAAGAUGUCUGGAAGAGCAAUUCUUUUGGCUGGCCCUCCCGGAACUGGAAAAACUGCUAUUGCACUGGCUAUAGCUCAAGAAUUAGGGAACAAAAUUCCGUUUUGUCCCAUGGUUGGGUCUGAGGUUUAUUCUGCCGAAGUCAAAAAGACAGAAAUCUUGAUGGAGAAUUUUCGUCGUUCAAUUGGUCUAAGAGUGCGUGAGAAGAAAGAUGUGUAUGAAGGGGAAGUUACAGAAUUAACUCCUGUAGAAGCAGAUGAUUCUAGUAGUGGCUACGGCAAGACGAUUGUCCACGUCCUCAUUACGUUAAAAACUGUGAAGGGCAGCAGACAGCUGAAAUUGGACCCAAAUAUAUACGACAGUAUUUUGAAACAGAAAGUAGAGCGAGGAGAUGUAAUUUAUAUAGAAGCAAAUUCUGGAGCUGUGAAAAGAUUAGGACGAUGUGACCUUUAUGCAACGGAAUUUGAUCUCGAGGCUGAUGAGUUUAUCCCGCUGCCAAAAGGCGAAGUUCGAAAAACGAAGGAGGUUGUUCAGGACGUCACUUUACAUGACCUGGAUCUUGCAAAUGCAAUGCCACACGGACAAAGUGGAAAUAUGAUGCAGCUAGUGAACCAGAUGCUGAAACCGAAGAAAACUGAAAUAACAGAUCGAUUACGGCAGGAAGUUAACGACGUAGUUAAUGACUACAUUGAACAGGGAAUAGCGGAGCUGAUGCCUGGCGUUUUAUUUAUAGAUGAGGUACAUAUGCUCGAUCUAGAAUGUUUUACCUACCUCCAUCGUGCUUUAGAGAGUCCAAUAAGCCCUAUAGUGAUUCUUGCUACUAAUCGUGGAAGAUGUAAAGUUAGAGGAACUGAGGUGACAUCUCCGCAUGGGAUUCCUUCUGAUCUGCUCGAUCGUAUUCUGAUAAUUCCCACAAAACCGUAUCAGGUUGACGAAAUAAUAGCUAUAGCAAGGAUUAGGGCUGACGCCGAGUCUGUCAAAAUUGAUGAUUCUGCUUUAAAGCUUUUAGGCGAGAUAGGGACUAAAGCUUCUUUACGGUAUGUGCUACAGCUCCUUAUCCCUGCUAGUCUCGCCGCUCAGGUUUCGGGAAGAGAAACUGUAACGGCAAGCGAUGUUCGUGAAUGUGCAGAAGUUUUGUUCAUUGAUUCUAAAACUUCCUUACAAAAAUUCUUAGCUGCGGAGAACAUUGCUAUAGCUGAUUCUUUACCUUCAGUUCCAUCCCCGAGAGGCGAUGCGCAGAUUCCUAUGGAGACUUAA
This is a messenger RNA of Enterobius vermicularis (human pinworm), 1476 nucleotides long. Lineage: Eukaryota; Metazoa; Nematoda; Chromadorea; Rhabditida; Oxyuridae. The record is from the annotation of a GenBank genome assembly.